Molecule: messenger RNA, 1344 nt
Organism: Enterobius vermicularis (human pinworm)
Lineage: Eukaryota; Metazoa; Nematoda; Chromadorea; Rhabditida; Oxyuridae
Source: the annotation of a GenBank genome assembly
AUGUAUGAACAUAUUUUGCAGUAUCGAUGCCCAAAUUCUUUUCUCACUCAAUUUGCUGGUCAAACACAUGAAGAAAGAUUGGAAAACUGUGAUGGUUACAUAGUACAAAGCCAGGAGUACUUUUUUGAGCGAUCUGGUCUUGCCUUUGAGUGUAUCUAUGACUUUUUAACUACUGGCCAUAUUCAUCGACCGGCGUUUAUUUGUCGAGACCGAAUAUAUCGAGAAAUUGAAUUUUGGAAGAUUAGCAGUGGUUUUUUCGCUCCCUGUUGUAUGGUCUUGGAAGAAGACUCCGAUGACGAUGAAGGUCCCGGUGAUAGCUCUGUUGAUUACGAAGAUCAGUUUGAUAAUGUAAGAUACGGUAGAGUUCGGCGAUCUGUCUGGUAUUUGAUGGAGGAACCUAGUUCAAGUAACAUCGCCAAGGUGUUUGCAUUGGCAAGUAUUUCAAUGAUUAUCAUUUCGGUUACUGCGAUGAUAAUGGGAUCACUGCCGGAGCUGCAAAAUGCACCAGAAUCACGCGUCGAUCGUAACGAUACUGUUUCAAGCAAACAUGAUCACGACUUGAGACAGAAUAUUUUUUUUGAUUAUAUUGAAAUGAUUUGUAUCAUAUGGUUUUCAAUUGAAUAUAUUGUUCGUUUUAUUGUCUGUACUCGUAAAUGGCGUUUUAUAGUCCAGCCAUUGAACAUGAUUGACAGUUUAUCCAUCAUUCCAUUCUUCAUUGAAAUAGCUCUUAAUCUUGCAGGCUUUGGGGCGAACAAAAUUGGUGAUUUUCGAGGAAUUGCCAUGAUAAUGCGAGUAAUCCGUGUUAUGCGUGUUGCCCGUAUAUUCAAACUUGCUCGAUAUUCAAACGGCCUAAAAUCGUUUGGAGUCACCGUUAAGACUAGCUUGCCAGAGUUGUCUAUGCUAACCUUAUUUUUGGUAACAGCAAUUAUUUUCUUCUCGACACUGAUGUAUUUUGCCGAACGAGAUGAACCGGAAACUAAAUUUAGGUCUAUCCCACACGCCGGAUGGUGGUACGUUUGCUAUUUCACUAUUUCAUCUUUCAACUUUGCAUUCCCUGGGGUUCCCUUUCCAAUAAAUGAUUUCAGGAAAGUGCAUCUUCAAGAUAAAAUCUAUAUUUUUUUGUUUAGGUGCAUUGUGACGAUGACAACAGUAGGUUAUGGUGAUUUUACUCCUAAAACUUUAUUUGGUCGAAUAAUUGCAAGUUGUGCAAGUAUAUCAGGUGUACUGGUACUAGCUUUUCCAAUAACGAUGAUUGUUGAAAACUUCUCGAAAACUUAUGACACCGAGAAAAAUGAAAUAAAAGCAGUGCAGCGACAACGACGAAUGGCGAAAGCCUAUGCUUGA